AAACUCGCUCACACGAGAGGUUCGAAGGUUGAUUGAUUAUUUGCAAAUUUUUGCCGUUGAUUUAGUGAGUGAUUGAAGCAUGGCCGAACUGCUGGAAGAUUUUCCUGCUGGUCCCCUGGACCUUUACAGGCGAAAGGCGUCCUUUGACUGGAAGCAGAUGAAGCUUUUCCUGUUCGGCGAGGAGGAAAUUCGGCACAGUCACCACAUCUGGCAAGUGUUGCGCAGGUAUCCAGAAUUCCAGCCAAUCCAGACGCCGCUAGAUUUCGACGCCGAGCGCCAUCUAGCGUUCAAACAGGCCGCCAUCAUUCGCCACCACCAAGCGGAAAUAUACGAUACAAAAUUCAACGCUUUCAGCGAUUAUGCUCCGGCCGCUUUGGUGAAAAUGGGCCUGGGCAUCAAGAUUUUCACGGGUAUUCUGGAAAAGCUGGGCAGCGAACGGCACCGUGGGAUCAUCCAGGAAAUUCGCCAGGGAAAGGUAAGCGGCUGCUUUGCCAUGACGGAAAUCGGGCACGGAACCAACGUGAAGGGAAUGAAGACUUCGGCGACUUACCUUUCGGAGAGUGAGGAGUUUGAGCUGCACACGCCGGACUUUCUGGCCGCCAAGUGCUGGGCUGGGAAUUUGGGAAACGUGGCAACGCACGCCAUCGUCUAUGCGCAGCUGUACGUCAGUGGCGUGCAUCAUGGACUGCACGUUUUCGUCGUCCCCAUCCGCGACCCCGAGACCCUUCAGCCCUUCCCUGGGGUCACCGUUGGGGACAUGGGAGAGAAAAUCGGCCUCAAUGGCAUCGACAAUGGGUUCUUGCUGUUCUCCCACUACCGCAUCCCUAGGGCGUAUCUCCUGAACGACACCGGCGACGUCACGGAGGAGGGGCGUUACGUCACGCCCUAUCAGAACGAGUCUCAGCGCUUUGGCGCCUCCCUCCUCGCCCUCUCCGCGUCCCGCGUCUGGGUGACCGCCCAAUCGGACGCGUAUGGGGGCUGCGCCCUCACCACCGCCCUCCGCUACUCGGCAGUGAGGCGCCAAUUUGCGCCCAGCGAGGGGGAGCAGGAGGUGGCCAUUCUGGAGUACCAAACGCAGCAAUACCGCCUGCUGCCCCACCUGGCGGCCGCCUACAUGCUCAAGGUCUUCACGCGCUACCUGAACGACGUGUUCGAGCAGAUGAUUGGCCAGCCGCGCUCCGCCUCCAUCUCCCUAUUGGCCGUGGAGGUUCACGUGGUCACGUGCGCCGCCAAGCCGCUCUCCGGUUGGCUGAUGCGCGACGCCAUCCAGAGCUGCCGCGAGGCGUGCGGCGGGCACGGCUACCUCAAGGGGGCGGGGCUGGGGGCGUGGCGCGCCAAUCAGGACGCCGCCCUCACCUACGAGGGCGAAAACUGGGUGCUCGUGCAGCAAACGUCGAACUUCCUGCUGAAGAUCUGGCCGCAGAUUCGGGCCGGCACGAUCAUCGAAUCCCCCCUGGGCUCGGUGGAUUUCCUCAAUGAGUGGCAGGAGAUUUUGAGGGCGCGCUUUGAGGCCACCACUGUGCAGGAGCUGUGCCGCCCUGCAGGCAUUCUGCGCAUGUUCCAGUGGCGCGCCUGCUAUCUGCUGCAGCAGACCGCGCAGGCGCUGGAGGGGCGGCUGGAGGGCGGCCAGACGAAGUUCUGGGCCAGAAGCGACUCGCAGGUGUUCGCCGCCAAGGAUCUAGCGGUGGCCUUUAGUGAGCACUUCCUCCUGCGGAAGUUCCUGGAUAAAGUGGCCAGCUGCUCGGAUGGCGGGCUGCGCCCGGUGCUGCUAAGGGUGUUCGCCCUCUACGGGCUCUUCAGCCUGGAAAAGUCCCUGGGGUUGCUGUACCAGGGCGGGUUCGCGCAGGGCGCCGCCCCCGGCCAGCUGAUCCAGAGGGGCGUCCUGGAGCUGUGCGCCCAGUUGAAGGAUGAGGCGGUCGCCCUUGUUGACGUGAUCGCCCCGCCCGAUGCUGUGCUGAACUCGACUCUGGGCGCGUCCGAUGGGCGCGUUUAUGGGCGGCUGGAGCAGGCGCUCUUCGGGUCGCCCUAUGGGGCGGGCAGGCCCACCUGGUGGGCGGAUAUCGUCGGCUGGAAGCAGUUUGGCCUGCAGGCCAAACUUUGAUUGACUGUUUUUGGGGUUUUUAAAUAUAUUUUUGGGGUUUUUUGGAAAAAA
This is a messenger RNA of Dendroctonus ponderosae (mountain pine beetle), 2152 nucleotides long. RefSeq names its product peroxisomal acyl-coenzyme A oxidase 3. The record is from RefSeq and is a predicted model, not a curated record. The transcript has 9 exons. Gene Ontology annotation, molecular function: FAD binding; pristanoyl-CoA oxidase activity; fatty acid binding. Gene Ontology annotation, biological process: lipid homeostasis; fatty acid beta-oxidation using acyl-CoA oxidase. The coding region runs from base 80 to 2101 and encodes 673 amino acids. Gene Ontology annotation, cellular component: peroxisome. NCBI's taxonomy places the organism in Eukaryota, Metazoa, Arthropoda, Insecta, Coleoptera, Curculionidae.